Molecule: messenger RNA, 276 nt
Organism: Penicillium verrucosum
Lineage: Eukaryota; Fungi; Ascomycota; Eurotiomycetes; Eurotiales; Aspergillaceae
Exons: 2
Coding region: 1-276 (91 amino acids)
Source: RefSeq, a predicted model, not a curated record
AUGAGAUUUAUCCAGCCUUGGCAGACAGUGGAUCAACACUGGACGCCACCGCCUGUUAAGGCAGAAUCAAAACGGCCACCUGUCCUAAUCAAAAUCUCUGGGGCGAGUCGCUGUUGCCAUCUGUUAAAGCGGCAAGAGGAUAGCGCGUCGUACAUGGAGCGACCGAGGGUGGUCGAUGACGAUGAUUGGAUUGGCAUGGGACGGAUGGACUAUCAGCUGCAGGAGGACUGCGGACUGGCAAACCCAGCGCCUGUAACCAUGGCCCGCGGAGGAUAA